AAGUAAAACACUUUUGCUACCCCUUUGAUGCCAAAUGUCCAAUUGAGCCGUUUCUUCUUUGCGUCAGGUACCGUCUUCACCUCUGGCACCGAUACUAUCGAAGCUCCCUCUAUAAUAAGCCUUAAUCGGAGGGCAUAAAUCACCGCUCCGGCAAACACAAACCUCAGUUCAGAUUUUCUGCCGACAAGAAAAUGUUGAAAUCCCUCAAUUUCUCCGUUUCUGCCGGUUCGCCGGCGAGUUUUCGUGCUCCGAAACCUCUCUCGGUCCCCUGCUCCGGCUCUGUCCGGUUCCCGGCGAAGGUAUCCGGGCAGAAGACGGGGUCGAUAGCUAAGGUCUGGGUUUCGGAUCUGGAUUCGACUUCUCCGGUUCUGGCGUCGGACAACGGGUCGGGAGGCAGUGUGCUGGCCGCCGCGGGGGACGCGCUCUCGGCCGCAAUAGAGGUGGACACCGUGACGGAGGCGGAGCUGAAGGAGAACGGGUUCCGGAGCACGAGGAGGACCAAGCUGGUGUGCACAAUUGGUCCGGCCACGUGCGGGUUCGAGCAGCUGGAAGCGCUGGCCGUCGGCGGGAUGAAUGUGGCCCGAAUCAACAUGUGCCACGGGACCCGUGAGUGGCACCGGAUGGUGAUCCACCGGGUCCGGCGGUUGAACGAGCAGAAGGGGUUCGCCGUCGCCAUCAUGAUGGAUACUGAGGGCAGUGAGAUCCACAUGGGUGAUCUUGGCGGCGCUUCCUCUGCCAAAGCUGAGGAUGGAGAAAUCUGGACGUUCAGUGUUCGAGCAUUUGAUUCAACCCAACCGGAGAAAACAAUUAAUGUGAAUUAUGAGGGAUUUGCUGAAGAUGUGCAAGUGGGGGAUGAGCUGCUAGUUGAUGGUGGAAUGGUGAGGUUUGAGGUGGUUGAGAAAAUCGGUCCAGACGUUAAGUGUCUUUGCACAGAUAGCGGUCUUCUGUUGCCGCGGGCUAAUUUGACAUUUUGGCGCGAUGGAACUUUAGUAAGAGAGCGAAAUGCUAUGCUCCCUACAAUUUCUUCAAAGGAUUGGCUGGACAUUGACUUUGGGAUUGCAGAGGGUGUUGAUUUUAUUGCAGUAUCAUUUGUCAAGACUGCCGAAGUCAUUAACCACCUGAAAAGUUACAUUAAAGCCCGCGCUCAUGAUCAUGAUAUUUCUGUAAUCGCAAAGAUUGAGAGUAUUGACUCAUUGAAUAACUUGGAAGAAAUUAUUCAAGUGUCGGAUGGAGCUAUGGUGGCAAGAGGGGACCUUGGUGCCCAAAUCCCAUUGGAGCAAGUCCCAACGGUGCAGGAAAAGAUUGUUAAGCUCUGCAGACAGCUAAACAAACCCGUGAUAGUCGCUUCCCAGUUACUCGAGUCUAUGAUUGAGUACCCGAUUCCCACUAGGGCUGAGGUGGCGGACGUUUCAGAAGCAGUGAUGCAAAGGGCAGAUGCUUUGAUGCUGUCUGGAGAGUCUGCCAUGGGGCUGUUCCCUGAUAAGGCUUUGUCUGUGCUGAGAACUGUGAGUUUGAGAAUUGAGAGGCAGUGGAGAGAAGACAAGAAACAUGAAGCAAUGGAACUGCCUUCCAUUGCCUCUUCUUUUGGAGAUACCAUAUCAGAAGAAAUCUGCAAUUCUGCUGCCAAGAUGGCUAACAAAAUGGAGGUUGAUGCUAUUUUUGUGUACACCAAAAAAGGGCACAUGGCCUCCCUGUUGUCGCGUUGUCGCCCAGAUUGUCCCAUCUUUGCGUUCACAACGACAACCUCAGUGCGCAGGCGCCUGAACCUGCAAUGGGGUCUGAUCCCCUUCCGCCUGUGCUUCUCGGACGACAUGGAAAACAACCUCAACAAGACAUUCUCCCUCUUGAAGGCCCGCGGCAUGAUCAAAACUGGUGACCUCGUCAUUGCUGUUUCAGACAUGCUCCAAUCUGUCCAGGUUAUGAAUGUUCCUUAAAUUUGCCCCCACCGAUGACAAUACAGAUGAUUUUCAUCUAUUUAGGUAUAAAGUCAGGACCAUGCUAGGGUGCUACCGCAUGGGUGCUACCAUGGGUGCACCCAUGCUUCAUACAGAUAAACACAGACGAUAAUUGUCUGUGCGACACAGACAAUUAUCGUCUGUGUUUGUGUGUGUGAAGCAUGGGUGCACCCAUGGUAGCACCCAUGUGGUGGCACUCUAGCAUUUUCCAUAAAGUCAUCUGUAUUGUCAUCCAUGGAGGCAUGGGUGGUGGGUUCGUGACAUUUUCUAUAUAAAGAAAAGUGUUAAAGUUCAAAGUGUGUUUGUUGAGGUACUCUGUAUUGUUGCAAGAAUUUGUGUUUCUAGAGACAAGAUUAUGUGCUUACAUUUUCUCUA
Messenger RNA from Cuscuta campestris, 2330 nucleotides. NCBI's taxonomy places the organism in Eukaryota, Viridiplantae, Streptophyta, Magnoliopsida, Solanales, Convolvulaceae. The record is from the annotation of a GenBank genome assembly.